AUGAGCGCCUGCAGAAGAAUCGAUGACGUGGCACUUCGUGAAGUGUUCCGUUCAGUCGAUGCGGCCACUCUGCAAAAGUGCCGAAGAGUGAGCUUCUCUUGGAAUGAGGAGAUUCUCAGAUUGAACAAGUACACCAGGUAGGUCUGUAUUCAGUUGAGAUUCCUGAGUUUGAGAUCACUCAGAAAGUUUACGCCUUCUUGCCUGAUAAUGGAGUUGGACGGCACUCAGUUCAGGCUUUCCGUUGCCGCUAAAGUAAGCAUUCCAGUGCUCACACUCCUUUCCAGACCUAUUGAUUUCAGAGCAGAAGAGAGACCUUCGAAAAUCCGCUUACGAGUCCCGCAAGCAUCAGGAGGGCUCUUUGUCACGUGGCUUCUCCACAAACCCUCAACAUCUUAGUGCAGCGCGAUUCAGAUGAAGAGACAUUUGAGAGGAUGAUGGCUGGAAUUGGCGAAGAAUGGUGCCGAGAAGUCAAGGAGGUCGGAUGAGUUUAUAAUAAUUUUCCACGCAACUACUCGAUUCUGUUCAGCUAGAGAUUGCGACGCACAGCUGUGAUCUGAAAGUGUCAAAGAUCCUUUCUCACUUGGAAAAGUUCCCUCAACUCGUCCGUCUUUCCCUUUCCCAUUUCUCAGAAGAGCACAUCUCCUGCGCCGAGAUCUUCAGAAGUCUUCCCGAACUGAGAUACCUGAGAAUCUACUCAUUCAAUGGAAGCGAUAGCUCGAGCGGUCUUGUUUUCGAUGAAAAUGCUUUCAAGCAACUACUGGAGAAUCAAAGGAGAUCGAGAAGGAUUCAAAGAAUCGAGCUGUUCAAGACGGACGUUCCUAUGAGCAUGGACAGGAUGAUAGAAGGGCUGAGAAGACUGGCCAACGUUCCGAUGCUUACGGAGCCCACCGAAAAACCAUUGCUCUCUGAGGUAUCUUUCUUUUCUGCUCUUUCUAGUACUCAAUUUCUGUUUCAGGACGAAGAAGAAGCUUCAGCCAUUCAUCUCCUUUUCGACAAUUGCAACUGGAAUCUGAUCAAAGAAACGCAUCUGCUCGCUUCGAUAAUUCGCAUCUCUUCACAGUUCAACUUUCCGACUCGACAGCAAGAAGACGAUGAUAUUCUGAAGGGAGACUUCCGCUUCCGCCUCUCCGAUACCAAUUUUGUACUGAAGUUUAUGACCUGA
Caenorhabditis sp. 36 PRJEB53466 is the source of this 1162-nucleotide messenger RNA. NCBI's taxonomy places the organism in Eukaryota, Metazoa, Nematoda, Chromadorea, Rhabditida, Rhabditidae. The record is from the annotation of a GenBank genome assembly.